Molecule: messenger RNA, 1296 nt
Organism: Lichtheimia ornata
Lineage: Eukaryota; Fungi; Mucoromycota; Mucoromycetes; Mucorales; Lichtheimiaceae
Exons: 4
Coding region: 1-1296 (431 amino acids)
Cellular component (GO): cytoplasm
Molecular function (GO): ornithine decarboxylase activity
Source: RefSeq, a predicted model, not a curated record
AUGCACACCGAAUUCCAAACAAGCGUCUUAAAUCAGCUGCCCUGCGAGACGAUGCCCCUGUCUUUGAAACAACAACAACCUGCUGAUGAUCUUAGCAUCAUCCACAACUUGCCCGUAGGCGAAGUGAUGAAGCAAAAGCUUGAAGCUCGCUCAGCUCUCAAAUGGGAAUCUGAUCAAGAGAAUGCCUUUUUCGUUGCUGAUCUUGGCGAGGUGUAUCGUCAACACUUGCGCUGGAAGUCCUUGCUCCCUCGCAUUGAACCUUUCUUUGCCAUUAAAUCAAACCCCGAUCCUAUGGUUGUAAAGUUGCUAGCUGCUCUUGGUCUUGGUUUUGAUUGUGCCAGCAAAUCUGAGAUUCAACAAGUGCUUCAACUUGGUGUUGAUCCCGAGCGCAUUAUUUACGCCAACCCUUGCAAGCAAGCAUCCUUCAUUCGCUAUGCUGCCCAACAACAUGUUGCCAAGAUGACCUUUGACAAUGCCGAGGAGUUGCACAAGAUCAAGCUUUUGUAUCCAAACGCCGAAUUGGUGCUGCGUAUUUUGACUGAUGAUAGCAAGUCCCUUUGUCAACUUGGUCUUAAGUUUGGUGCACCUAUGGAACGUGUUGCUUCCCUUUUGCAAACCGCAAAGGAUCUUGAAUUAAAUGUUAUCGGUGUCAGCUUCCACGUGGGCAGUGGCUGCUUGGAUGAAAAUGCAUUUUCCGAUGCAGUGAUCCGUGCACGUAAAGCAUUUGACAUUGGCCAAGAAAUGGGUUUCAACUUUACUCUUUUGGAUGUUGGCGGUGGUUUCCCUGGUGCUGAUGUGCAAGAUGGCAUUACUUUUGAAAAGGUUGCCGCAGUGCUUGGACCUGCUGUCGAUGCCAUGUUCCCACCCGAAAUUCGCGUGAUUGCUGAACCAGGUCGUUACUUUGUUGCUUCUGCUUUCUCUAUUUGCACAAGCGUCAUUGGUCGUAGAACCAUUGAAUCAGAGCAAGGCAACCAAUACAUGUAUUACGUCAACGAUGGCAUGUAUGGUUCUUUCAAUUGCAUCUUGUUUGAUCACCAAGAAGUGUAUCCCCAGGUGUUGAGCCGCGGUGACAGCUAUCAGUAUGGUAUCAAGUCCACCGAACCCAAGUUUACUUGCAGUGUAUGGGGUCCUACGUGUGACUCGAUUGAUUGUCUUGCCAAGGAAACCAAGCUUCCUUUGCUUGAAGAUGGUGACUGGAUCUACUGGGAAAACAUGGGUGCAUACACCAUUUGUGCUGCUUCGCAAUUCAAUGGUUUUAGAAAAUCUGAAGUUCUUUACACCAACACCUAUCAAUAG